AUCCACCGCCACCAAAAAAAAGUAUAAAAGGUAAAUAUUUCCUCAUUCUCUGCGUGCAAUCAAAAUUAACAGCAAUGUAAAAACUGAUGACAUUUUCAUCUCUCUCGAAUUCUCCCCAGGUUUUCUUCACUCCACAUCCGCACCACCUGCUCUAUCCUCGCUAUACCUCACACCCAUCUUCCCCGUUAAACCAGCCUAAACCCUAAAAUUUUGGUGCCCUCUCAGCCGUCGAAUUUUGUUAGUUUCAUUUUAUACUACAGAAAAAUCACAUACAUCCAUUUUUAUAGUAAAAAAGUGUAAUUUCUUUUGUGGGUUUGUUUAUUGCACAAACAUUAUGGGAAAGAGAAAGAGAAGGGUUGAAUUGAAUGAAACACCAUCAUCUUCAGACUUCAUGCCACCUUCACCUCAGACAGAUAUGUUGUCAAAACAGCACCAAGCAGAACACAAUGCAGCACAGCCUCCAUUAUCCAUUACGGAUAUUAGGGAUAGCUCUAUGAAGAUACCACAAGGCAACCAGUCCCCUCAUGGUUCUGGUUGUGGUUUAUUAUUGAGGCACCCUCAUCAUUGUUUUAACCGCCGUUACUCUAAACGAAGCUCUAAUUAUCCUGAAGCAUCAACUUCUAAUCGGAAGGGUCAUCCCGCUUAUGAUACUAAAUUGUCCUUUAAACAGCCUAGUAAAAACUUUUCAGACUCGCAGCAUAGAGAAAGUAGGGAGAGAACAUUCCAUAAGCCAGAAAGAAUUAGAUCAAGUUCAUUGGCGAUGAACGCAGUAUCUGGUGAUGUGCGGAAAAUGGAAUGUGGUAUAUGCCAGAAAUUCGUGAGGAAAAAACCCUUUAUCCUCGGGAACUCUAUGUCAUCUAGUGAUGUCUCAGUGGUAGCCGUUUUAGUCUGUGGUCAUGUUUAUCAUGCUGAUUGUUUGGAAAUGAAAACGAGCCAUGAAGAUAGACGGGAUCCACCUUGUCCACUGUGUGCAAGCCAGCUCUCGCGUGUUGCCUAGACACGUCGGGUUACUGUACAGGUUUUGUAUGCCAAACCAGAAAAAAUAGUUCCUGGAAUUAUUAGGAUAUGGUGUUUUUGCAGGUGUUUUAGAGCAAUGUUAUCCUAGUUUACUAGGAAUCAUCAAAUAUCUGGUUAUUAUGACAAAGAUGCAUUUGUAUAUUUAAGUUUAACAUAUGAAGAUCAGAUGAGAGCUCUGGUUUUCCACUAUGGAGAGCAUUACAAUAACAUAUUUCAAUAUCUGUACUUUUUAUUCC
Molecule: messenger RNA, 1253 nt
Organism: Olea europaea var. sylvestris
Lineage: Eukaryota; Viridiplantae; Streptophyta; Magnoliopsida; Lamiales; Oleaceae
Exons: 4
Coding region: 335-997 (220 amino acids)
Source: RefSeq, a predicted model, not a curated record